AAAGUACGUCGUUGCGUUAUGGUCAUUUAUUUAAAUAAAAUCCAUUAUAUUUACCAUUUAAUUACACGUUAUAUCAUUAAAUAGUCUGUUUAGUGAUUUGAUUGUAGAUUAAAUGGAAAUAUAAUUUAAUUCAUCAAAGAAAGUUGUGGGUUUGUCUCGCUUUCAACCCUUUUAGAUUGUCAACGGUUUCAACCGCUUUUUAUUUAAAGUGCUCCCCCAACCGGAGAGAUGACGGUACUGCAACCUCUGCUGCAGCACAUCCUGAAGUACAAACGAAUCAAGAUCAAUGCUUUUUGAUUUAUAUCUUUAUCGAAAUAUAUGAGAGGACGUAAGAAUGGAGGCCGUUUACACCCAGGGCAUCUGGAUGGCAGAAAGUCUCCAGCAGAGGACGAUAAGUCAAGAAAAAAUGUGGCUAGUUGUCACACAUAUCGGAGAUCCCAAAGCAUCCUUCCUGCUCGUCUUUCCUUUCACAUAUUUCAUCAGCCAACGAGCUGGAGUAGCUGUGCUUUGGGUAACAGCUAUAUCGGAGUGGUUAAACUUGGUGUUUAAAUGGAUGCUGUUUGGGGAAAGGCCAUUCUGGUGGAUAGGUGAAUCACGUCUGUUCGUCAACAAGCAACCCAACGUUCAGCAAUUUUCCUCCACCUGUGAAACUGGCCCAGGCAGUCCGUCGGGACAUGCGAUGGUGACGGCAGCAGCCUGGUGGGUCGUGGUGUCCUCACUGGGGUCAUUUCUGUACUCACGUACUCACAGCAUGGUGUUAUCAGCUACCUACCUGUUCUAUGUCCUAAUGCUGGGGGCAGUUGGAAUCUCCAGGAUCUUUAUCCUUGCCCACUUCCCUCACCAGGUCAUUGCUGGCUCCAUUACAGGUUUCAUUCUGGGGAUUCUGGGCCGCAGAGUACCAGAAGGCCGCCCCCUGCUGUUCUUCUUUAGCUUCAGCAUGGGUCUGCUGCUCAGUACUCUAAUACUGCAUGCUGGACUGCAGCAGCUGGGAAUCGACCUCUCCUGGUCUGUUGCUUUGGCUAAGAAAUGGUGCAGCCACGCUGAGUGGAUUCGUUUGGAUACAGCCCCAUUCUCGUCUCUGACUCGAGACUGCGGGGCCCUUCUGGGUUUGGGGCUGGCCCAGUACUGGAAGCCUGGCGGAUGGUCUCUGCCUUCUCCACGGGCUUUGUCUCUGGCCAUUUCCUCCAUGGGACUGUACCACGUCAAUCGUCUGCCGCUCCCGGUCCGACCACAAGGCCUCUUCUAUAGCCUGUUCUUUGUUAAAUUUGUCAUAGUGCCCCAGAUUGUCAUGGUACUUGUGCCUGGACUGGUUUACCUUUUCACACGCAAAAAGAGGAAGGACUAGAAACCAUUUUCUCUCCACAUUAGGUGUCUUUCACACCUCCAAGGGCGAUAGCUUCCUCCUCAGUUUCUGUAAACAUUUUAAAUGUCUAUUUAAUGUAUUUCAUGUGUACUCUUGUGGAUAAAGGCUAUUGUUAGUCACUGCACAUAGAUUUUUGUCAAGUCAGUCAGUGACUUCAUGUGUUUUUUCCCCCAAUGAGCUUACAUGGGCCAUAAAUGUAAGGAUUGAUUUUUAAUUUACUGAACACUUGCAGUAAAUUAAAAUGUGUACAUAGAAUAGUACAUGUUUUUUGCGGGGGAGAUAGGCACUUUUGAGGUAUUGCAAAUCAGAAACUAUCAUUUGUGUUUUGAAAUGUUGCCUGAGAAAGGAUGUUAAAAAAACCCAUUGUGCUCUGUCGGAUCAUUUGUAAUCACUCCGUUAGCAACGUUUCAGCCCUGGUAAAAGAUAAAUGAGCUCUUUUUUCCAGUCAAGAAUUUUUGAUCCUAUCAUCAAGACUUUCUGUUGUGCAAAAACAUUGCUUUUGUGUAUGUUACACAAGAAAGGUUCGAAAGAACACUCCACUAAUUUAGCAUUUCACUCGUGUAACAUUGUCGGACUCACAGAGAGACCGUAUUUUUUUUAUUCCACCUAUUCUCCUUGUCAAAACCUGGCACCUAAAUUACCCACAAUGCAAAACACCUACCAACUGUUCGGUUUGGAGAUUCAGGUGUGUUAUGCUAAUAGCAGCUAAUUUACUGUAGCCUCAAGCAAAGAAGAGGAGCGGGCUAUAGACUUCUCCACACCCCCAGAUAAUUUUCAUUUUCAAACUUGUAGUCUUCAGCCCCCUUCACAGACUGAACUUGAAGCAUUUUAUCUUUUAGAGCCACAAAAGGCAUUAUACAACGUUUUGCACUUAUGCAGUAGUAUUACCCCUAUAAAUAGACUUUGAUGUGUGAAAUGGUUGGAGUUCACCUUUAAAAUGGCACAACAUGAGCAGUAACAAUCUGUGUAAAAUUCAACAAAGAAACAUAAAAGCACUUUCUUCUGGUUGAACUAGUGCUCAUACUUGGGUUAAACGGUCAACAGGCGUAUGUCGAUGUAAGUUAUAUGAACACAAUAUAAUGAAAUCCAACAUAACACCAUUAAUAGCUUUACAAAUGUAGUAAUUUUGGGAGCAUUAUAUUGUACAGAAGUUUGUUACUGUGGACACACUGGUGUUAUCUAAAAUAACCAAAUUCAAAAA
Messenger RNA from Micropterus salmoides (largemouth bass), 2564 nucleotides. It is a transcript of the gene g6pc3, whose product is annotated as glucose-6-phosphatase catalytic subunit 3. Gene Ontology annotation, biological process: gluconeogenesis; glucose 6-phosphate metabolic process. Gene Ontology annotation, cellular component: membrane. Gene Ontology annotation, molecular function: glucose-6-phosphatase activity. Lineage: Eukaryota; Metazoa; Chordata; Actinopteri; Centrarchiformes; Centrarchidae. The record is from RefSeq and is a predicted model, not a curated record.